Molecule: messenger RNA, 1270 nt
Organism: Ooceraea biroi (clonal raider ant)
Lineage: Eukaryota; Metazoa; Arthropoda; Insecta; Hymenoptera; Formicidae
Product: UNC93-like protein
Biological process (GO): regulation of potassium ion transport; regulation of muscle contraction
Cellular component (GO): plasma membrane; striated muscle dense body
Molecular function (GO): potassium channel regulator activity
Source: RefSeq, a predicted model, not a curated record
CAUAGCUUCCCAGUUUUACCCGAGGUUCUACACGAUGAUCCCCGCCGGAUUGUCGGUCGGAUUGGGCGGUGGACCGCUCUGGUGCGCGAAAUGCACUUACUUGACCGUGGCGGCGGAGGCUUACUCGACCGUCUCGGACAUCGCCGCGGACGUGCUGGUCACGAGGUUCUUCGGUCUCUUCUUCAUGUUUUAUCAAAUGGCGCAGGUGUGGGGCAAUCUUAUAUCGUCGGCAGUUCUCUCCUAUGGCGUCGACACGGACGUCGCAACGAACGUCACCCUGAACAGCAGCGUCGUAGCGGAAACAUGCGGCGCGAAUUUCUGCGGGGUGUCCAACGUGGAGGAUGAGAACCCGAAUUUGCAACCCCCCGCAGUGGAACGAAUCCACCUGAUCUCGGGGAUUUAUCUGGCCUGCAUGAUCCUGGCCUGCCUGAUCAUCGCGUUCUGCGUCGAUUCCUUGACCAGAUACGACAGGAACAGGGCCCGCUUAGUGAAAGGCAAGUCUGGGCUGAAACUGCUGGCCGUGACAUUAAAGUUGCUGAAGGAGAGGAGCCAGCUUCUGAUACUGCCAAUAACGUUGUUCAUCGGAGCGGAGCAAGCCUUCUUGUUCGCCGAUUACAAUGCAUCGUUCGUUUCCUGCGCCUGGGGGAUUAGCAACAUCGGCUACGUCAUGAUCUGCUUCGGUAUCACGAACGCCGUAGCCGCGCUCGCCACGGGAUCCAUCGUGAAGCUAACCGGAAGGAAGCCCGUGAUGAUCUUCGCCUUCUGCCUGCACCUAAGCAUCUUGAUUUUCAUGAUGCGCUGGAGACCGACUCCUGACCAAGGUCUCGUCUUCUUCUCGAUAUCGGGUCUGUGGGGUGUAUGCGAUUCGAUCUGGCUGGUGCAGGUCAACGCAUUGAGCGGGAUACUGUUUCCCGGCCGAGAAGAGGCAGCCUUUUCCAACUUCCGCCUGUGGGAAUCCACCGGCUCGGUGAUAACGUACAUCUACAGUCCGUAUCUCUGCACUAGUACGAAGCUGUAUCUCCUGGUCGGAAUACUGUGCGCCGGGAUGGUCGGGUACGGUAUUAUCGAGUGGUCCGGCGGAGUGGACAGAGUCGCUGCCGCUGGGAAGCCCGACUUUGAACUGGUGGACAGCAAGGAGAUCAAUCGAUAGAACAUAAAAGCCGCUUCGGGCUACGGGCAGUUCUCUCUUCGAUCGCUAGAAUUGUAUUGGGUCAUUAAGUAUGAAACUUUACAAAUAGAACAUAAACUUUUGCACUUUUUGGCACAUGGA